CAAACCAAAUGAAACCAAGGAUGGAGAGAAAUUCUGGUGGGUGGGGUUGUCUACUUUGAAUUUCUUUUCCUAUCCCUUCAAGAGAAGAAAAAGAGAUUGAUAUGGAGGCUGGUCAGACGGCGACUAAUGUACACGAUACGACAGCUGUGUUGACUUGACUAACGAUGAAUUUGAUAAACUAGAAAGAACUAUUUCGUUUGAAUAUGGAAACCAAAUGAUACAAGAUAAAGAAUUGUAGCUAAAUACCAAAUUAACGAAGGGGAAGAAGAAUCAUUUAGAUUUAGAGGCUAGGGAAGCUUAUAAUCAGAGUUACCAAGCAAAAAGUAUGCCCAUCUCUGUCUCUGAAUAGGGUCUAAUAGAAAGACAAGAGAGGGAGAGAGAGAUUCACAUGGGGAUCUGCUGGAGUUCUUCAUCUGAUAACCACAGCCCUAGCACCACUGAGCAUUUCAGUUCAGCAGGGGUAUCCGUGUCACAGACAACUAGUAACACAACAUCUUCAGGAGGCAGCAACACCUCCGGGGACAGCCGGUUUUCGGCUGCCAGUGGAGGCAGUGAGGUGCAUCCUAAUGGGCAGAUCUUGCCCGCUCCCAAUCUGAGGGUCUUCUCUUUUGUAGAACUGAAAGCUGCAACAAAAAAUUUCAGGAGUGAUACAAUUCUGGGAGAAGGAGGUUUUGGGAUGGUUUUCAGGGGAUGGCUAGAUGAGAAGACAACAUCUAAAAAUGGUAGUGGAUUAGUAAUUGCUGUCAAGAAGUUGAAUUCUGAGAGCAUGCAAGGAUUGCAAGAGUGGCAGUCGGAGGUAAACUUCCUAGGCAGGCUUUCCCACCCUAACCUUGUUAAGUUGAUAGGGUAUUGUUGGGAACAUGAAGAGCUUCUACUCGUCUAUGAAUUCAUGCAAAAAGGCAGCUUGGAGAAUCAUCUUUUUGGAAGGGGCUCUGCUGUUCAGGCACUGCCAUGGGACACAAGGCUCAAGAUAUUGACAGGAGCAGCUCAAGGCCUGGCAUUCUUGCAUAGUUCAGAGGAAAAAGUGAUUUAUAGAGACCUCAAAGCCUCGAAUAUAUUGCUUGAUGGGUCCUAUAAUGCCAAGAUAUCGGACUUUGGCUUGGCAAAAAUGGGGCCCUCAGCUAGUCAAUCGCAUGUGACCACACGUGUUAUGGGAACUUAUGGCUAUGCAGCUCCCGAGUAUGUUGCUACAGGGCAUUUGUACGUGAAGAGCGAUGUGUAUGGCUUUGGUGUUGUAUUGGUUGAAAUGUUAACUGGUUUACGAGCACUCGAUACAAAUCGUCCAAGUGGACAACAUAAUCUGAUUGAUUGGAUCAAGCCACAUUUAUCUGACAGAAGGAAGUUGAAAAACGUAAUGGACAAAGGGUUGGAGGGGAAAUACCCCUCCAAAGCUGCAGUCAAAAUAGCUCAGCUUGCUCUAACAUGCCUUGGAGCUGAACACAAAAUGAGGCCAUCAAUGAAAGAAGUUGUGGAGACACUGGAAGAAAUUGGUUCUGCCAAUGAAAGGCCAAGGGAGCGUAGAGUAAGAUCCAGUCAUCGGACAGCUUAUCGACAUAGCGAGCAGCCUCUGCACCAUCGUUCUCCGCUUCACCCUAGGCAAGCUGGAAAUCAAGCCUAUCAACUGUCACUACCGGCAUGAAAACUUUAAUAGUAGCCACAUCCUUUUUGAACAACAGUCCUCAGAAUACACGACGGUUUCUGAGGUUUCCCAUUGAAAUGGUCCCUACACCCUUGUUUUAUGUGAUUUGUUCAACACGUUCAGGUGUUGAAUUGGUGCCGCGUGCCGUGCCUUAUAUUGAAGAAGAUGAGAAUAUUAGCCAUGAAACUGUAAUUAAAUUAUUUUCGCCAGUCUAGUGAGUUUUGCUUGGUACUUUGUUAGACGUAGAAUGUUAUUUGUGUUACAAUUUUUUUAUUUGAUUUUGAUUUCAAAUCGCAAGGACGAUAUGCUGAUUUCAAAUCGCAAGGAC
Ilex paraguariensis (yerba mate) is the source of this 1967-nucleotide messenger RNA. Lineage: Eukaryota; Viridiplantae; Streptophyta; Magnoliopsida; Aquifoliales; Aquifoliaceae. The record is from the annotation of a GenBank genome assembly.